This is a messenger RNA of Prorocentrum cordatum, 2719 nucleotides long. Lineage: Eukaryota; Dinophyceae; Prorocentrales; Prorocentraceae. The record is from the annotation of a GenBank genome assembly.
AGGAGAAUGUUUGGCCCGAGUGGCCAGAUCCUCAAGUGGAGAGGGCCUGCUUUGUCGGGCCGAACCUCAGGCGUGUGCCUUUGCGCCGCGAUUCCGCGCCCAGUGCGCGAACCCGCCUGGCAUCGCAGACGGCGUGCCCAGCGGCACGCGGCCCGUGUCCUCCUCUCCCUCAGCAGGGCGAGGGCUCUUUUGGCGGGGCGCCACUCGGAGCAACGGUGCGGGCAGCAAGCGAUGGCGCGGCCGGCGGGAGCAUGGGGCUGCCCGUGCCAGAGGUAUGUGAAAGCACAUCACCAUCGUUGUAUGUGUAGUGUGCACUACGAGCAGCGCGUAGGGGGUGACCAGGCGUCGAUGUACCUGAGCGGCGACAGGGCUGGGAGGCCUGGCCCGAGGCAGCAGCAGCAGAGGGCAAAGACGCUGAGCCGAGCAAGGGCGCGGAGCGAAAGUCGUCGACGGGAGAAGCCGAAACCAGACAAGGAUGUGAAGCAGCAUGUGGCUCGUAUCGUCCCACUGGCGAGGAUGGAGGCUGUGGAGCACGACGCGUUCAAGGAGCCCCCGAGCGGAGACGUCGUGGAAUAGAACGGGUACCAGGACGAGACGAGAGCCAAGAUGCUGGAGGUGGCCCGACUGGCGAUGACGGCGAAGAGGGCCAACGAGAUGGAGGACGCCUACCGGCACGAUGUGAAGCCGCAGGUGUUGAAGUACAUGAUGGGGGCCACCAUGCCAACGGAGGUGCAGCUGCCAAAGGUUGCCAAAGAUGAGGGUCAAGAGAGACAAGGCCUGCGAGAAGCUGAAGAGCACCAGGGCGAGGAUGACGUUCCAAGAGCAGGAGGCUCUCCCUGAGAUACUGGAGGAGCUAGAUCGCCUGAAGGAGUGCACCACGGUGUUCGAAGAGCAGCGCAGGGAAGCAGAAGUGGAGGCUCAUGCGAGAGACGUGGACAUGGGCUUCGUAGCAGCAGAUGGUGGAGUUGGUGGUGUUGGCCGGCAGACGCAGCAGCAGCGGCCUCCUGCAGCUGGCAUGCAGCAGAUGCCGCAUGCUGGAGGUGCGGAGGCAGCGGCGGUGGCCCCAGACCCGAUGGCUGUCAUGAUGCACCAGAUGUUGGUGAAGAUGGAGCAGCAGGCGAUGGGGUUUCAGCAAGCUGGUGUGGCACCCCCACGGCCGCCUGGCGUGCAGCAGGCGGACCAGGCGGCGAGGGCCCCAGCGCAUGGCCCUUUCCCGCCGAUGCCACCGCAGAUGGGCGGAGCGCCGCCGACAGUGGGUGUGGCGGAGGCCCUGCAGGCGCAGCAGGAAGCUCAAGAGGCUCGUCGGUAUGCAGUGGUCCAGCGCCAAGCCGAUGCCAUACACGAAGCCCAGAGCCGCGAGGCUACCAUGGCGGAGAUGACCGAGAGAGUGCAGAGGGAGGCGAUGGCGGCAGCGGCGGCGGCGGCAAGCGCGGGGCCAGCUCCGAGGACCGAUUACAGCGUCAACGUGGGCUGCUACGACGCCAAGGGCACCGACGAAGAGUCCGAUGCAGGUGGAUGCGACCCCCCCGCCAGCGCAGAGAAUGCCAGUGGGAGGGAUGUCGGCGCCAGGCGGCCCAGGAUGCUCGCCUACGUCGCCAGCGCCCACGCAGCAUCACGUACCGCCCACGGCGGAGGAGGAGGUGCCAGUGCCGACGGAUCCGAGCCCGAUUUCGGUUACACAAGAGUGAUGCAUGGUGCAGACAGGCUGGAGGACCCGUACCUGGUCCCCCCGAAGAAGAUGAGCGUGACGGACAACGUGGACAUGUCCGAAAGCCCAGCCAGGUGCUGAGGGAUGUCAGGGAAAUGCUCUGGGGCCUCGGGAGACAUACGCUUGCUGCCGCGGAAGGAGGGCAGGGCGCUUGGGCAGGCAUCAGUUCCAGACGGUCGUGCGGGGCAGUCGUCGGGAAGAGUGUGAGCUGGGAUGCUGUGCUCGAAGACGUGGUCGAAUUCGCAUGCAGCCCCGAGGUCAGCAUCAAGGGAGACAGGGGAGCAUUACCUUUCUGCUGACAGCUGUUCUUUGGAUAGCGACUCGGAGCCCAGCUCUGAUACGCGCGAGUGUGACGCAGGGUGCGACGAUGGUUAGUAUUGUGACCACCCUCAGAUCGGCAGGCACGGCAUGCGUAUCGUGAGCGCCAGCACGCCUCUUUCGACAUGGUCAAUAACCCCGUCGGGAUCGGGUACUUUGAGGUGUGUGACUUCGGCGUCUAUUUCAGCUUGGGUAUGCAGAAGGGCUGCUGCCGCCAGGGCUUCAGUUGAUCAGUCAUUUUUUCGUCUCGGGCCCUCUUGGGCUGGACCCUUGGCUCAAUGGGCCGACCGCUUCUUUCCUGUUUCGUGGCCCGUGGGACCUAGGGCCUUGGAUCCCGAAAGUAGACCGGUGUUUUUAGAUUUUGGAGAGCCUGGCGAAGGUGCUGCCACAGCGUCCCUCAUGGACUCCCGACCCUUGUGAGACCCACUGGACCCUCCAGAAUUUCGCCAAGAGGCGGAGGCCACAGUCAGUUUGCGAGGGGAAGGCAGGCCGCGUGAGAAAGAAUUUCCGCACUCCUGUUCUAGCUCAAUGUAUGGCGAUGUCCGCCUUGCUUUGCCGCCGCAGUGUAUCCGCCACGCCUACGGUUGCGCACCGGGUCUCCACUGAGUGCGUGGACCAUGCAGGUGCUGCGAGGUGCGUCUGGCCAGCAGCAACGGCGCCUUGCAGGUUCUGAGUUCUGGCGGCGUGGACCCA